AUAUUAUCAAGAUUUAAAAAUGCUGCAAAAAGCAGAUAAUAAUUGGCAACAUCCCUAUGUUGACGUGUUCAAGUAUUACAAUAUUGGAGUUGACUGGAAAAGAACAGAGAAGAAAGGAUGCGUCACUGAAUACCUUGCAAAGGAAAUUGGCAGAAGAGCUUUUAAUAUUAAGGGGCAUAUCUCUUCAAAGAACUACAUCAAAUGUCCUCACCCUUUAUCCAAGAUCAAAAACCUGGGCCUUAUUGGAAGAUUUAUCUAUAUCGAAGCCAAAGUUGAACCAGAAAAGCCAUAUUUCAUUCACUUGGAAUUUUCAAUGGAAGGGCGGAAUAAUUUAAGAUUCUCAUUUUCAAAUUUAUACAAAGAAAUUAGUCUACCUAAUAACUUCGUAAUCCAGAUCCCUCUUGAGCUGACAAGAUCAUGGACGAUCCUCGUCGUAGACGUGGCUAGAAUAAUGCACUUAUCAGAGCUAUUCCCUGAAGACUACUUAAUUGAUGGAGCCCAUAUGCUAAAGAGUUUCACAUUUGGCUCUGAAAUCAAAGUAAGAGGGAUCUUCACAUCCGACAACUUUUAUACCUGGAACAAGUUACCCUGCGACUUCCAAUUCAAGGCUCCAGCUGGAGCCGACAAGAAGGAAUUUGAGAAGCAGUUUGUAUGGACUUGUAUCCCAAGUGUCAACCCUGAACUCAUUGAGCAAUACCUCAAAGAGAGCAGUCCGCUCAAACCUCAGGCUUCUGAAGAUAGCCAAGAGGACGAAAAUUCCUUGUUCAGGAAUUCAGAACUUGAAGAGAGAAAGCCUGAGAUGUACGAUUACGAAGAAAGCAAGCGUGGUGAAAAGAAGCAAUAUGCUGAUCACACAAUGACCAAAUCUGAGCUAGGCAAUAUCGGAGGAUCUGGCAGCAGCAAAGUUGAAGAGAAAGGUGAUAAACAAGUCAACUUUGAACAAGAGGAAGAAGGUAAAGUUAUCAAUGCGCAGAAUGGCAACAAAAGUGAAAAGUUAGCUAUUGAUCCUAUUCUUAACAUGGAUUAUGUUAUCGGCUACACUGGGAAAAAUUUGAAGUGGUCACCAAACAAAGAAGACAAGUCCAUAGUCUAUGCUUCAGGAGGACUCCUUGUCUCUUUAAAUGUUAGAUCAAAUAAGCAAAGAUUCUUCUUUGGACAUACUGAUAUGAUUACAUGCUUUGCUUUCAGUCAAGAUGGAUCUCUAUUAGCCUCAGGACAAGAGAAGAAGAAAGCAACCAUUAGAAUAUGGGAUUUCGAAACUGGCAAAACAUGUGCUGUCCUCCAUCCAAAGCUCAAAACUGUCGAAUGCAUCAGCUUCAACUGUAACAGUACUGUCUUGGCUGUCUCAGGAAGAGAUGAAAAGAACAAAGAAUGCAUCAUUCUUUGGGAUAUCUCUGUGCUAAACACUAACACCAAGCCUCCAGUCAUCACUAAACAGUUGAGUAACUUUAAUAUUAUGGCAAUGAAGUUCUCUCCAAUAGACCCUUUUGUUGUAAUGUCUUGUGGAAAAGAAAAUAUAAGAUCUUGGAGACUUAAAAACAAGCAUCUCCAAGGAUGCUCAGUAGUGCUAGAUCACAGAGCUAGAAACACCGUUUUUACUGACCUUGAUUAUGAAUACGGGUUCAAAAGUUCUGAUCUUGUUGAAAAUGAAAGUCUGAGCAGGAUCCUUAUAUCAAGUCAGACAGGAUUGAUUAUAAUCAUUAAUUACCAUUCAAAGAAACUUGAGAAUGCUUUUCAGAUUCAUGAUGGCCCAAUCCUUUCAAUCUCAGUUAAUGAAGCCUUCUGUGUAACUGGAAGUGAAGACAACCUACUCAGAGUGUGGCUGCUAGAUUUUUCAGAAUAUUUCAUUGAGGCUCCUCACGAUGGUCCUGUUUCAGCAGUAGACAUUUCUCCAGAUGGAACCCAGAUCGUAUGCGGUACUAAUAACGGAUCCCUUGGGAUGGUCGAUAUUGCAAAAGAAAAAUAUGUGACUUUACUCAGAUCUCACUCUGAUGAAAUCUUAUCAGCUGAUUAUAAUAUUGAGAGGAACUACAUCAUCACCAUUUCAAAGGACAAGACCAUUAGAUUAUGGGGAGUUGAUGGAAAUUUCCAAAAGAUAUAUGAGUUUGUAUCUCCACAUGACCAAGCUAUCUCAGUCAGUUCACAUCCAUCAGAACCAUUAUUUGCAUGUGGAUUUGAAUCUGGAACCCUCAGAAUUUUCGAUAUACAAAAUACUAAAGUUAGAGAAGUAUAUUCCCAGUUCAACCUUCCUCUUGUAGAUCUAGUCUAUAGUUCAGACUCUAGACUACUUCUGACUUCCUCUAAAGAUGGGUACCUUGCUAUCCAUAAUGUUAACUUACAACAUCAACCUAUCAAGAUGCUACAGGUUGAUUUCCCUCCACCACAUAUUUCUCUAGGAUUUGACCCUACCAACUCUGUUUUCGGAGCUUUUGGAGAUAAUGGAAAUUUAGUGAAUAUCUACGACACAGUUAACUUCUCCUUGAUGAAUACCGUGACUCUUAAAUAAAGAAGUUGGGAAAUGCUUCGUGUUCUCACCAGCUGAGCUACAACUAAUAGUAGCUACCACCAGUAACAAAAUCAGGUUCUACGAUCUCAAAGUAAAAGGAGUAAACACACCUCUCAGAGAAAUCACUAACAUCCACAGAGAGUCUAUCAACAGCAUUGACUUCAGUAAAAAUGGACAGUACUUCCUGACCUCGGGUGAUGACAAAAUGGUCAAAGUGUUCGACUCAGAUAUUGAAAAGAUUACUCCAUACCACUUCCAGUCUUUCAUUGGCCAUACAUUCGGUGUUAGAAAGAUCUUCUUUAACCCCAACAACAACUCCCAGUGCUUCUCUGUGGGUGGGAGAGAUGGGAUCCACAUGUGGACCUUCAGAGGAGAUAUCUCUGAUAACUAUGAUAAUUAUGCUGAAGAGCUCCAAGCUCUUAAAGAGAGAACUCAACAAAAGAUGACUUAUAAGGGAGAACCCACUAAGGACCUUGGAGAACAAGUCGAAGAAGCCAAGGAACCAGAGCAAGAAGAAAUUAAUAAAGAAAAUGUUAAUACUGAGAAUAUUGAACGUGACAGCCAGAAAGAUAUUCAAGAGACUGACUCUAAACAAGAGUACAAAGAGUUCCAGGAAACUGAUAUUAAGCCAGGCACUGAACAGUUUAUUCAAGAAGGUCAGGGUCCUAAGGAAGAGGAAGGAAGCCAAAUUUCAGAUAAUUUAUCUGAAAAUGAAUGUCCUCCGACUUCUAUUCUUUAUAACGGAGUGAAUGUACAGGGGAAUAUCAUCUCAAUUCAAGAUAAAAGACUUAUAAUUUUUACAUCUGAGACUGAUAUUGUUCUUCAGAACAAAGACUCUGAAAGCCAAAGAGUUUUAGAAAAUAGUCAUAAUGGACAGCACAUCUCAGCCCUUGCUAUUUCUCGAGAUAACACUCUUCUUGCAAGCUGCUCAUCAGCCCCUGAUGAAGAAGGAACUGCUUCGAUCAUCAUUAGGGAUGUAGAAGAUGAUUUUAACAAAAAGCUCGAACUGAGAUCUCAUAAAAAUGGGAUAGAUACUCUUCUAUUUUCAUACUGUGGUGAGUUCUUGAUAUCCCAAGGAAAUAGUGACGACAAGACAUUAGCAAUCUGGCAUAUACCAACAGGAGAACUUAUCAAGUCAACUCUAUGCCCACUCUAUUACUCUGGCAUAUCUUUAUUAGAGAACGAUCUUGAGAGCAAACUCAUGUUUGCAACAGUAGGAAGAGAGGCUUUUAGACUUUGGAAGAUUAGUGAAACUCAUGAAUUAUUAUUUUACGAUGUAGAGCUCCCAGAAGCCGAGCUGAAUCUUACCUCUAUCAGUGUUGCUCCUGUGCUCCCAGAACCUUACAACACUUCAGUUGUCCUGAUUGGUACUGAAGAAGGAGAUGUCAUCAUUUGAAGUCCUCAUGAUGUCCAGUUCUUAGCUAAAGUAAACAGAGUAAUGACAAGAGAAAUCACUAUUAUUGACUGCAGGAGGGAUGCAAUUCUGCUAGCUGACUCAGCUGGUAAUCUAGUUAGACAUUCUAUCGAUGAAGGAAAGCCCCUUUUCACUGAGCCUGGAACUGUCCUAAUUUUCGAUGGUCCAGUAAUCGCAAUUAGUUUUGAUGAAAAUUUGAUGGAGGGACACGUUGGAACUACAAACAAUAAUUUGAACUAUGCAUCAUUCGCUGCUUAUGAGGUAAAUAAUUAAGAAUUUCAAUUAAGCCACAA
Moneuplotes crassus is the source of this 4213-nucleotide messenger RNA. Lineage: Eukaryota; Ciliophora; Spirotrichea; Euplotida; Euplotidae. The record is from the annotation of a GenBank genome assembly.